GGUGUUCCCAAAACAAGAAGGCAAAGAGGGAUCUCUGGAAGCCGUAGAAUUAUUAAUUUUUAAUUUAUUGUCCGGUUAAUGCGACAGAGGCUUGGAUGGCAGCAGUAGCUGUGGUCUGAGGGGCGCUGGGAUUUAACUAACCUGGGCAAUGAUGGAAUAAGCUCCCUUCACGUGAGAGAUCCCCCAGUGCGCCGGCUGCAACCAGCACAUCCUGGACAAGUUCAUCCUCAAGGUGCUGGACCGGCACUGGCACAGCUCCUGCCUCAAGUGCGCCGACUGCCAGAUGCAGCUGGCCGAGCGCUGCUUCUCCCGGGCCGGCAGCGUCUACUGCAAGGAGGAUUUCUUCAAGCGUUUCGGGACCAAAUGCACGGCGUGCCAGCAGGGCAUCCCCCCAACCCAGGUGGUCCGCAAAGCCCAGGACUUCGUGUACCACCUCCACUGCUUCGCCUGCAUCAUCUGCAGCCGGCAGCUGGCCACGGGAGACGAGUUCUACCUGAUGGAGGACGGGCGGCUGGUCUGCAAGGAGGACUACGAGACUGCCAAGCAGAACGAUGACUCGGAGGCGGGGGCAAAGCGGCCCCGGACCACCAUCACGGCCAAGCAGCUGGAAACGCUGAAGAAUGCCUACAAAAACUCCCCCAAGCCCGCCCGACACGUGCGGGAGCAGCUCUCCUCUGAGACGGGACUUGACAUGAGGGUCGUGCAGGUGUGGUUCCAGAACCGGCGCGCCAAGGAGAAGCGGCUGAAGAAGGACGCGGGGCGGCAUCGCUGGGGGCAGUUCUACAAGAGCGUGAAGCGGAGCCGCGGGGGAGGGAAGCUGGAGAAGGAGAGCUCGGCCGAGGACUGCGGCGUCAGCGACAGCGAGCUCAGCUUCCGCGAAGACCAGAUCCUCUCCGAGCUCGGCCACAACAACAGGGUUUACGGCUCCGUGGGGGACGUGGCGGGCGGACAGUUGCUGAACGGCGGCUUCUCCAUGGAGGGCACGGGACAGACGUACCAGGACUUGCGGGACGGCAGCCCCUACGGCCUCCCGCAGUCGCCGUCCUCCAUCUCGUCGCUGCCGGCCCACCCGCCCUUGCUCAACGGGCUGGACUACGCCAUGGACGGCAGCCUGGGGCUGGUGGCCCACGGGGCGCAGGGGGUGAGUCAGACGCUGCGGGCCAUGGCCGGGGGGGGCCCCACCUCCGACAUCUCCACGGGGAGCAGCGUCGGGUACCCAGACUUUCCCACCAGCCCGGCCUCCUGGCUGGACGACAUGGAUCACCCCCCUUUCUAAGCGCUGCUCGCCCCCCGCCCCGGCCCCCGCGCUCCCCCCGGCCCGCAAGCGCAGCACCGAGGGCACCCGCCGGCGGCUGACCUCUGCAGGAUUUCCCGUGGGAAUUGGCCCUGGAGGGCUGGAGGGAGGGGGGCAGCAGUGGCGAUGGCUGGGGUGGCUGCGCUCGGGCGGGGGGCACGGAUGCCUUUGGGUGUAAGCACAAGGGAGGCGGCGGCGCACGGGGCGCUCGGCGCGGACCCGGCCGCGGCGGGGCCGGCGGGAGGGACAGAGGGACAAUCAGGGGUGGCAGAGUCCAUCCCGGCACCCGCGCCAGCCCCGCAACCCCUGCCGAGCACCGCUGCUGUUUUUAAGAGUUAUUUUUCGAUAUGGUGUUGAAAUGCAACUCGGCGCUGCCCGGAGCCUCCGCAGAAGUCUGUAUUAUAGAAGGGUUUAUUUUGUCGGGGCAAGGCCAUUGCUCCGCUGUCCAGGAGCGAUGCUGCCUGCUCCCGGCCUAGUGGCCGUGAUUCAUCCCUGGGCACGCAGGAGCAUCCCUGCUUUGUACCAUGGUCACACAAGGGGAAGGAAUGAAACAAAGCUGCCUCCUGCCCGGGAUGCCCACUGGCCAAGCUGUGCCAUGGCCAGCCGGGAUGCCUGAGGCUGGCACCUGCAGAGCAGCCACUGCAGGGGUGGGUGAGAGAGGUGGGCAAGGUUUACUCUGAGGGCAUUGCAAAAAAAUUCCUCCCAAGUAGGGGAAAGGGAAUUUCAUCAGCUGCGUGGUGGGAAGGGGAGGCGAUUGAGGUGUGAGAUGCUCCUGGUAUGAGUCGCCCUCCUCCUUUAGUGCCAUGGGUACUAAAGGGUGAGUGCAGGCAGCCAGGACGGAUCCCGGUGGCUUUGGCACAUCCCACAAGCCCCUUGGGGUCUGCUCCUGGCCAGGUUCACUCAGCACUAGCCCUUGCUCAAAACUCACAAGUCCCUCUUCCCCAGCACAGCCACACCCCGUACCCUCAGACAUUCAGCCCCGUGGAUAAGAUCCAGCUCCACACUCUCUGCCCAGGGUGCCCAGCUCUGGCCCAGCCCCUCAGGGACCCCUGGCCAUGGGGUCCCUGCCAUCCUCUCUGCCUCUGGGGUGAUACUGAUGAUCCUGCCCUUCAGGGAGGGCUGGGGGUGGAUCCCAUUAGUCGGCUUCUUCCAGAGAUGUGGAAGCAGAGGGAAGAAAAGAAUAAAAAUGAAAAAAAAAAAAGAAAAAAAGAAAAAAAAAGUCAUACGAGAAAGCACAUCACUGGUUUGUCCUUGUCCUUCCUUGCCCCCCCAGCUGGGUGCCUUGGUGCUGCAGGAUCUGCCCCAGCUGCAUCCAUGUGCCUCCCCCCUCCCCAGCCUUGGGUGCUGCUUCGUGCCAAGCUCCCGGCCUUGCCGGCACUGCUGGGGAGGGGGACAGGGGAGAGCUGUGCCUGCUGCUCUCCAUCCCCCUUCGACAAGGCCAAAUGCCUCCUCCCCUCGCUGUGUAAAUUUUGUACAGUUCCAGAAAGUGAGAGUCUUGUUUCCUGGGGGAAUAAAAAGGAAAAAAAAAUAAAACCCACCAAAAUAAUAAUAGUAAUAAUAAUAAAAAUUUUAAAGAAUAAAACCUUAUUUAUUGUCAUGUCUUGGGGAGAAAUGAUGCCCCCAAAUUGCCCCCGGAUUUGGGCCCAGGGCAUUGUUUUUGUACCCUGCCUCUGGUGUGUUGGCAUGAGAUGUGUACAGUCACCCCCUCUGCCGCGAGGGAAAGCGAUGGCAAAUAAACUCGGGAUGCUCUUUA
Messenger RNA from Catharus ustulatus (Swainson's thrush), 3047 nucleotides. It is a transcript of the gene LHX4, whose product is annotated as LIM homeobox 4. Gene Ontology annotation, molecular function: RNA polymerase II transcription regulatory region sequence-specific DNA binding; DNA-binding transcription factor activity, RNA polymerase II-specific. Gene Ontology annotation, biological process: regulation of transcription by RNA polymerase II; neuron differentiation. The record is from RefSeq and is a predicted model, not a curated record. Lineage: Eukaryota; Metazoa; Chordata; Aves; Passeriformes; Turdidae. Bases 284 to 1276 code for a protein of 330 amino acids. Gene Ontology annotation, cellular component: nucleus. The transcript is spliced from 6 exons.